This is a messenger RNA of Drosophila ficusphila, 1135 nucleotides long. Its product is annotated as RNA-binding protein 42. NCBI's taxonomy places the organism in Eukaryota, Metazoa, Arthropoda, Insecta, Diptera, Drosophilidae. The record is from RefSeq and is a predicted model, not a curated record. The transcript has a single exon. Bases 103 to 1020 code for a protein of 305 amino acids. Gene Ontology annotation, molecular function: mRNA binding.
UCGAUUGACCUAUAGUGCCAUCACUUUUACGGCAGCGUUUUUCGUAAAAGAUUGUUUUGAUUUUAAAAUAUUAAAAAACUCUUAGAUCCAAGCCCGUUGGAAAUGGGCUCAAAGCGCCGCAACAUCGAGGACGAGUUGUCUCGAUUUGAGGCGGAGAUCUCUAAGCCGCCCGCCCGUAAUCUUUUCGUGCCCAACCAGGUGCGCCCGAUUAUCGCGGCCAACACUUACCAUAACGUGCAGCACAAGUUGCAACACCAGGGAAAUGGAGGAUCGCGUCUUACCGUGCCACCACCUCCGAUCCCGCCGCCACCCACCUUCAUGUCCACCUUCGUGCCCACAGGCAGUGGCAGCGGCUCCUCAUCCAGCGCCAGCAAACCGAUCUCCGCGACACCGGUAGUCCUGAGCAGCGCCCCCAAACUGUACCAGUGCAGACAGUCCGUGCACGUGCCCACCGUGGCCGCUGCACCCUCAAUAGACAUCAACGCUGUCUCCUUUGACGUCACACAGAAGCUGAAAAAGCUUAAGGCGGAAAAGUCCGGCCCGAAUCCCAUUGCCGAGGAAGCCAUCAAGGCGGCGCGCGCCUCUUCAGCUCUGCAAUCUUUUCAGACGACGGAGCGCAAGAAAAAGGACCGCAAGACAGUGCGUAUCGCCGGCGGCAGCGUGUGGGAGGACUCUUCGCUGGCUGAUUGGCCCGACGAUGACUUCCGCAUCUUCUGUGGCGACCUGGGAAACGACGUGAACGACGAGGUGUUGACCCGGACCUUUAACAAGUUCCCCUCGUUCCAGCGGGCACGCGUGGUGCGCGACAAGCGAACGGGCAAGAGCAAGGGGUUCGGCUUCGUGAGCUUCCGGGAACCGGCCGACUUUAUUCGGGCCAUGAAAGAGAUGGACGGACGCUAUGUGGGCAGUCGGCCUAUUAAGUUGCGCAAGAGCACUUGGCGACAGCGAAGCCUGGACGUGGUCAAAAAGAAGGAACGCGAAAAGCAGGUGCUUCUGCAGGCUUUCAACUCCAUGAACUGAACACCCGCGAGAGCUUUCUACUCUCUUUUAGGCUAGUUUCGGUCACUUUAAAGUAGCAAAUUAUUUUUGGAUGUUGCUGCCAAAGAUGAGCAAUAAAUUUAAGUUUAGCAAUUGA